AUGGUUAGGGAUUUAGGUCAGGGCUGUCUGAAGGCUAAGCCAGACAUAGACUCGGCUUACCGUAACAUACCCAUUCAUCCAACUGACUAUCCACUUCUAGGUUUCAAAUUCAUUGACUUAUACUUUUAUGAUCGUUCGCUCCCCAUGGGUGCUAGCUCUUGUUGCGCCAUCUUCGAUCGCUUCAGUUCAGGCUUGAAUGAGAUAGCUCAAUGUAAGCUUUCAAUUCCUCACAUCCUGCAUAUUCUGGAUGAUUUCCUUAUUAUGGGCCCCAAAGAUUCUAACAAAUGUGAAACUGAUUUGAGGGUAUUUCUCGAUUUAUGCAGAGCUAUUGGAGUUCCUAUAAAACACGAGAAAACUGUCACAGCGACAACUGUGAUCACAUUCAUGAGUCUGGAACUUGAUUCUAACAAAAUGGAAGCUAGGCUACCUAAAGACAAACUUGUUAAACUUCACCAUUUACUAGUGUUUUACAAAUCACGUAGGAAAAUUAAAUUACGGGACUUACAAUCCCUUUUAGGUCUUCUAAACUUCUGCUGCAAAGUAGUGCUACCAGGUAGGGCCUUCCUCAAACGAUUAAUUGAUCUCACCAAAGGUGUGUGCAAACCCCACCAUAGGAUAACUAUAAGUAAAAAAGGGAGGCGUGAUUUAGAAGCAUUGUACUAUUUCAUUGCACAUUUCAAUGGGAAACACAUUUUACUGGAUCAAAAAUGGUUAACUAACCAGGCUUUAAAUCUGUUUACAGAUGCUUCAAGUUCAAUUGGGUAUGGAUCUAUAUUAAACACUCAGUGGUUUUACGGGACUUAUCCUGUGACUUUGGCUGAUUCACAUAUCAUAAGUUUCGAGUUCAUUUCACUUCUUGCUGUGUUGUAA
Molecule: messenger RNA, 870 nt
Organism: Mercenaria mercenaria
Lineage: Eukaryota; Metazoa; Mollusca; Bivalvia; Venerida; Veneridae
Exons: 1
Coding region: 1-870 (289 amino acids)
Source: RefSeq, a predicted model, not a curated record